UGUUGUGAUGGGUUUAUAUCUGACAAGGUGUUGUUUCUAGGGGGUCAUACAAGUGUUGGUCCUCCCGUGACAUGGAACUACAGAAGUAAACAUCAGAGAUAGUACAGUGUUAAUCACUUCCAUUUAUGUUGAAACACCUGAUGGUCAUUACUGUAUAGCCAUUACACGGAGUCUCACUACAGCUAAGGCCUCCACUACUUGGAGCACCUGCCUGAAUUCUAAAACUUAUACAGCUGGGGAUUGAGUUGUAAUCUGGAUUUUUUCCCUCUCCUGAUAUCAGGGACCAGUAGAAGUAAGUGUGUAAGAAAUAAAUGUGCUUGUGUAACAGAAGCAGUAGUGAAUAUUUUGAUAAAUCCCCACUCCCAGUCAGGUCAGACUACGAGAGUGUGUGUGUUGUGUUUUCUCCAUUAUCAGACUGGCUAGAGAAAGAGAGUGUUCUAAUCUUGACUCUGCCAGUGUACAAUGUGUCGCACAGAGGGAGAACCUUAAUGAAAUCCUCCACUGACCUGCCAAGGACACACAAACUGACCACAAUGAGUCCAGCAGGUGCCCUCAGGAGAUAAGGCUCCCCCAGUCACUUAGUGUUGACCCAGUGGUGAUAAUAUUGUGGAACCUUAUCUAACCUUGUCAGAGAAGGGAACUAUGUUGUUGGGGGGAGGGGAGGGUUAGGAGGCCCGCUGAGGGGGGACCAUGCUGCCUUUUACUACAUGUGUGUGUGGGAGACAGCGGUGGACCGUUAUACAGGGGAGGAUUAAGCUGGUUCACUCACAUUCAGAGGACACAGAGAGACGAGGCGGAAUAUCCUUUGGGCAGGACGAUAACAAUGCUAUUUAUGUCAGAAUGCUGGGUGAUGUCCGUUUGAGGGUGACAUCAGAAAGGGAGAAGGCAAAUCUUCAUCCUCACGACCUCAAACUCUUAGAAAGUAGGUCAUUAUUUACCUAAUUAAUUAAGCAUGCAUCUCAGAUAAUGUAAAACAAGUUUAAUGUAAUACAGUU
Molecule: messenger RNA, 995 nt
Organism: Saccostrea cuccullata (small rock oyster)
Lineage: Eukaryota; Metazoa; Mollusca; Bivalvia; Ostreida; Ostreidae
Product: high affinity cAMP-specific 3',5'-cyclic phosphodiesterase 7A-like
Exons: 3
Coding region: 691-942 (83 amino acids)
Source: RefSeq, a predicted model, not a curated record